This is a messenger RNA of Micropterus dolomieu (smallmouth bass), 3961 nucleotides long. RefSeq names its product USO1 vesicle transport factor (gene uso1). Gene Ontology annotation, cellular component: Golgi stack; endoplasmic reticulum; ER to Golgi transport vesicle membrane. NCBI's taxonomy places the organism in Eukaryota, Metazoa, Chordata, Actinopteri, Centrarchiformes, Centrarchidae. The record is from RefSeq and is a predicted model, not a curated record. The transcript has 27 exons. Gene Ontology annotation, biological process: endoplasmic reticulum to Golgi vesicle-mediated transport; vesicle fusion with Golgi apparatus; transcytosis. Gene Ontology annotation, molecular function: protein binding. The coding region runs from base 184 to 3105 and encodes 973 amino acids.
CAGUCCACUCACAUUGGUGUUCCGGGGUCGGUCGGUCAGUGUACACAGUGAACAAAUUAUCAUUGUGUACCAUUUUACUUUUUCUAUUCACAUAGUUAGUACGCGGACCUGUGAGGGGAAGUGUGAGGGUUUUUUCAGAAGGAGAGACGCUUUGAAUACGGCACCAAGAGGACGUCUGUGAAGAUGAACUUCUUCAGAGGAGUGAUGGGUGGGCAGGCAGCCGGGCCGCAGCCUACCGAAGCGGAGACGAUCCAGAAGUUGUGUGACCGGGUAGCUUCCUCGACGCUCCUAGAAGACCGCAGAGAUGCUGUCCGUGCUCUUAAAUCCCUCUCUAAGAAAUAUCGCAUGGAAGUUGGAACACAGGCGAUGGAUCACUUGAUCAACAUACUGCAAACUGAUAGGUCUGACUCUGAAAUCCUUGGCUAUGCUUUGGACACACUAUACAACAUCAUCUGCAAUGAUGAGGAGGAAGAGCAAGAUGAAUCAGAAGACGCAGUGUCUCAUAACCCUGUCUCAGGGAAGCAUACGAAUGUUUCCAUGCCUGAUGAGGCUGCCCAGAAGCAGGCAGAUGACCUGGGUGCCCAGUUCACAGAGAAAUUUGUUCAGGACCCUGAGCAUGUGACCCUGCUUCUCACUAUGUUGGAGGAGUUUGACUUCCAUGUGCGUUGGCCCGGGGUGAAGCUAUUGACUGCUCUCCUGAAGAACCAGGGUGUCCAGGUCCAGGGUAUCAUUCUCGUCAGCCCCAUGGGUGUUUCUAGAUUGAUGGACCUAUUGGCAGACUCUAGAGAAGUCAUUCGCAAUGAUGGCUUGCUGUUGCUUCAACAGCUGACCAAAAGCAAUGCUGCCAUUCAGAAAAUUGUGGCAUUUGAAAACGCAUUUGAGCGUCUUCUAGACAUCAUCACAGAAGAGGGCAGCAGUGAUGGAGGUAUUGUGGUAGAGGACUGUUUGCUGCUGCUGCUCAACCUGCUAAAGAACAACAGCUCCAAUCAGAACUUCUUCAAGGAAGGCUCCUACAUUCAGAGAAUGAAGCCCUGGUUUGAGGUCGGUGAUGAUAACUCUGGCUGGUCUGCUCAGAAGGUCACUAACCUCCAUCUCAUGCUGCAGUUGGUGCGAGUCAUGGUGUCUCCAGUGAACUCUCCUGGAGCUACAGCCAGCUGUCAGAAGUCCAUGUACCAGUGUGGCCUGCUGCAGCAGCUGUGUACCAUCCUCAUGGCCACUGGUGUGCCAGCUGACAUCCUCACAGAGACCAUCAACACUGUGUCAGAGGUUAUCAGAGGCUCACAGGUCAACCAGGACUACUUUGCAUCUGUCAACGCCCCCUCAAACCCACCAAGACCAGCCAUCGUGGUGCUGCUCAUAUCAAUGGUGAAUGACAGACAACCAUUUGUGCUUCGCUGUGCGGUCCUGUACUGUUUCCAGUGUUUCCUCUACAAGAACCAAAAAGGCCAGGGGGAGAUUGUGGCUACGCUACUGCCCUCCACCAUUGAUGCCAAUUCCAUCUCCGCCGGCCAGCUGCUGUGUGGAGGACUGUUCUCACCAGACUCUCUGUCCAACUGGUGUGCUGCUGUGGCCUUGGCACACGCCCUGCAGGACAACCUCACCCAGAAGGAACAGCUGCUGAGGGUUCAACUGGCCACCAGUUUGGGAAAGCCCCCUGUUUCCCUGCUGCAGCAGUGCACCAACAUCCUCUCGCAGGGAGAUAAGAUCGCCCGCCGGGGUAGUAAAGUGCAGACCAGGGUGGGCCUCCUCAUGCUGCUGUGUACAUGGAUCAGCAACUGUCCGAUAGCUGUCACGCACUUUCUACACAAUCAGGAAAACGUUCCCUUUCUGACAGCACAGAUCUCCGAGAACUUGGGAGAGGAUGAAAGGCUAGUGCAGGGCCUGUGUGCGCUGCUGCUCGGCAUCUGUAUCUAUUACAACGACAACUCGCUGGAAAACUACACCAAAGAGAAGCUAAAGCAGCUCAUCGAGAAGAGGAUUGGAAAGGAAAACUUUGUAGAGAAACUGGGCUUCAUCACUAAGCAUGAGCUGUACUCGAGGGCGGCUCAGAAGCCGCAGCCCGUCUUCCCGUCUCCAGAGCAGAUGCUGUUCGACCACGAGUUCACCAAGCUGAUCAAAGAACUGGAGGGUGUGAUCACCAAAGCGGUUCACAAAUCCAGUGAGGAGGAGAAGAAGGAAGAGGAGGUGAAGAAGACAUUAGAGCAACAUGACAACAUUGUAACUCAGUAUAAAGAGCUGAUCAGGGAACAGGAUGCUCAGAUCCAGGAGCUGAAAGAGCAGGUGAAGUCCAUGUCAUCUCAAAAUGAACAGAUGCAGGCUACAGUCACCCAGCAGCUGUCCCAGAUCCAGCAGCACAAAGAUCAGUACAACAUCCUAAAGCUAAAAUUAGGUAAGGAGAACCAGAGUCAGUCCAACAGCCAGGGAGACGGCUCCCAGCUGAACGGGCUGCAGACGGAGGAGCUCACACAGCUCAGAGAGGAGGUGGAGGAGCUCCGCAAACAGCACACACUCCUUCAGACACAACUCGGGGACAAAGACGCACUCAUCAACACCCUGAGGUCGCAGACAGCAGAGAGUUCAGCGGGAGGAUCGGAGAACACAGAGCUGCUCAAGGAGCUGGAGGCUCUGAGGAGUCAGGUCCAGUCCCAGUCUGCAGAAAUCAACCAGAUGAAGACAGAGAGACAAGAGCUGCUGAGAAGAGCUGAAGCUGCGACCUCAGACGCAGUCCCCAGCAGUGACGGCUCAUUAGACGCCGCCAAGAUGGCUGAACUAGAGAGCAGACUCGCAGCCCAGACGACUGAGACAGAGAGACUCAAGGAGGAAGCAAAGAAGUCGUCGGAGGGCCGAGCUGAGCUGGAGCAGCAGCUGGCUUCAGCCACCAGCACGGUGGCCAUCCUGCAGACGGAAAAAGCAAAGCUGCAGACGGAGGUGCAAGAGUCCAAGAAGGAGCAGGAUGACCUGCUGAUGCUGCUGGCGGACCAGGACCAGAAGAUCCACAGCCUCAAACAGAGACUUAAAGACCUGGGAGAGACGGUGGAAGAUGAAGAUGACCUCGACGCUAGGGAUCAAACAGAUGACGAUGAGGAGGAUGAAGAUGAGGACUAGAGGAAAUAAACACUGAAAGAGUGAAAAAAGGAGCGAUGGGAAGUUGUUUUCCAGCAGGCAAGAAAAGACACCUGAGAAACAAAAGCAUAGGACUAAUAUAUUGAAGAUGUUUCUCUUUCCAGCUGCCAUGACAUGUUCAUAUUUCUUUUCCCCUUCUGUCACAUCACAUUUACAUGUUAGUCAUUUGGACUGUUUUUGAUGAUGUGGUUCUUCGGUUUUCAGUGACAGCUAAAAACACGUCAGUGCAUUCAUCUCUGCCCUUUUACCGUCAGGUUUUGAUGGAUUUUUACCAGUCUUGUGUUUAUUGUAAUGUAUUGUCAUAAAAAAAAUGCUAGGUUCAUUUUGACACACAAGUCAUCUGGGAAAUUUAGAGAUGAGGAUUUGAAAUGUAGCAAAAUUGCAAUUAUAAGCAGAUGUGAGAUUAUUCUCAUUUCAUCAUAAAGAUGCUGCCAGAGCUCUUUUGGCUUUUUCCCAUCCUGCUCUGCUGCUCUCACCAAACUUAAGAUGCACCUACAGCAGUAAGAUCACCUGCAACAUGUCACUGUGCUGUGCCCUGACCUCACACCCCCAAUCAGUUGGAGUGUUACACUAUUUCAACACUCAAGAGUUGUUUCAUUUCACUUUGACGACACACCCUAUCUGCUCUACAAUAUGCUGCAAAACACUGACCGAAAAGAUGUAAAGACAAAAAAGAUAUUUUUGCAACUUUUUGUCCAGUUCUGGCAUCUAGCUUCUGUAUGAUAUUGUGUAACUUAUCAAUUUAUGAGCCACACUGAAAUGAAAAAAGAAUCUUAUCAGUCUUUAUGCCUGUAUGGAGGAGUAAUUGUAGAUAAAUAAAAUUUUACUAAAUCCACAA